This is a messenger RNA of Gadus macrocephalus (Pacific cod), 4747 nucleotides long. Its product is annotated as monocarboxylate transporter 1-like. Gene Ontology annotation, biological process: transmembrane transport; monocarboxylic acid transport. The record is from RefSeq and is a predicted model, not a curated record. Lineage: Eukaryota; Metazoa; Chordata; Actinopteri; Gadiformes; Gadidae. Gene Ontology annotation, molecular function: monocarboxylic acid transmembrane transporter activity. Gene Ontology annotation, cellular component: membrane. The transcript is spliced from 6 exons. The coding region runs from base 243 to 1694 and encodes 483 amino acids.
GGUAUACGCAUGCGCGUGAUGUGGGCACAACAUGGUAUGUCCGCCUGUCUGGUACCCUGCGCUGUGCACGCUGCUGCCAUCGUCAGAGAGAGGAAGACACACACACUGACCGACCUAAUCCACAAAACCUGGAGACAGCUGCUGAUCACCGGUCUCCCUGGGGUCCAGCCUGUUCUGUGUGCCCGACCAGACACUCCUCCACCUCCGGCCUACGCCUUCUCCUCUCCCCCCUGUGAGCAGCCAUGCCUCCCCCUCUGGGUCCCGCUGGGGGGUACGCCCCACCCGAGGGCGGCUGGGGCUGGGCGGUGGUGGCGGGGGCCUUCAUCUCCAUCGGCUUCUCCUACGCCUUCCCCAAGUCCAUCACCGUCUUCUUCAAGGAGAUCGAGCAGAUCUUCGACGCCACUCCCAGCCAGGUGUCCUGGAUCUCCUCCAUCAUGCUGGCCGUCAUGUACGCCGGAGGUCCAAUCAGCAGUAUCCUGGUGAAUAAGUUUGGCAGCCGACCAAUCAUCAUGCUGGGCGGGUGUCUGGCGGGGGCGGGGCUGAUCACCGCCUCCUUCUGCAACACAGUGGGCCAGCUCUACUUCUUCAUCGGCGUGAUCGGAGGCUUGGGCCUGGCCUUCAACCUCAACCCGGCCCUCACUAUGAUCGGGAAGUACUUCUUCAAGCGGCGGCCCAUCGCCAACGGCAUCGCCAUGGCGGGCAGCCCGGUCUUCCUGUCCACCCUGGCCCCCCUCAACUCCUGGCUCUUCGACCAGUUCGGCUGGAGGGGCAGCUUCCUGAUCCUCGGGGGGCUCCUGUUCAACUGCUGCGUGGCGGGCUCCCUGAUGCGGCCCCUGGGACCCCCCCUGCCGCCGCCGCCCAGCCCGGAGCCGCUGCCGGGCAAGGAGGGGCAGGCGGCGCCGAAGAAGACGGUGCUGCAGACCGUCAACUCCUUCAUCGACCUCACCCUGUUCCAGCACCGCGGCUUCCUGCUCUACCUCAUGGGCAACGUGGUGAUGUUCUUCGGCCUGUUCGCGCCCCUCGUCUUCCUCACCAACUUCGCCAAGAGCAAGGACAUCAGCAAGGAGCGCGCGGCCUUGCUGCUGUCGGUGAUGGGCUUCGUGGACAUGUUCGCGAGGCCCUCCAUGGGGCUGCUGGCCAACACGCGCUGGGUGCGGCCCCGGAUCCAGUACUUCUUUGCGGCGGCGGUGCUCUACAACGGGAUUUGCCACCUGCUGGCGCCGCUGUCCGUGGACUACACCGGCUUCGUGGUGUACGCCAUCUUCUUCGGCUUUGCGUUCGGCUGGCUGAGCUCGGUGCUGUUCGAGACCCUGAUGGACCUGGUGGGCGCCCAGCGCUUCUCCUCCGCCGUGGGCCUGGUCACCAUCGUUGAGUGUGCCCCCGUGCUGCUCGGACCACCGCUCACAGGCAGCUUCUACAGCUACUACCAGUCCUACGACUACACCUACAUCACGUCGGGGGCCAUCCUGGUGGUGGCCAGCGUGUUCCUCUUCCUGGGCAUGGGCCUCAACUACCACCUGCUGGCCAAGGAGAAGAGGCAGGAGGAGAGGGAGGCCCGCGAUCAGCCCCCGGAGGAGCGCACCGCCAUGCUGGCUCCGCCCGCGGACCCCCAGGCGGACCCCCAGGAGAGCGACGCGCCUCCGGCCGUCCCUCUGGACGAAGUGGCCAGGGUGGACGAGGACACUGUGCUAUGAGCACACACACACACACACACACACACACAUACAUACACACAUACUCAGGCGAGCACACACACACACACUCACACUCACACUCACACUCACAUACACACACACUCAUCACUCACUCACUCAGGCCAGCACACGCACACAACACACUCACUCACUCAGGCGAGCACACACAAACACAAAUGUACUCACUCACUCAGGCCAGCGCACACACAGACAAAGACACACACACACAAACAUGCACCGUCGAUCAGGUUAGAUGUUUGGUGAGAUCGUGCGCGAUCUCGAGGUGUUGACCAUUCUCUAAACUCUGUCUAGCAAUACACACACAACCCCACCGACACGCACACUCACUAGGAAGUUCUCUCUAGCAGGAACAUCUGUGUUAAUGUGCUGAUAGCUGAGCUGUAAACCUAGACUCAGUCCGUCAGUCUGUCCCGGAGCAGAAGACCUGACCGCUCAGGGGAUCCAACGGACUCCACAGGCUCUGGAGCGGCUGUUAUUGUCUGAGGUCUCACACACACACACGCGCACACACACACACACAGCAUCGUGUUAAUAGAGAGUCAGUAGUGAUGCAGUGGUUGACUGAUGGUACUGGAAGAGGCACUGUCGGCUAACACGUGUUAGCUAUCCAGUGUUAGCUAACCCGUUUUAGCUGUUCAGUGAGAGCUAACACGUGGCCUGAAUUGCCUUCAGACACAGGGAUUUGGACUGGGUAUCAUAUAGUCAUGGAGUUUUUUAGGUUGGCCUUUAGCAGUGUUUGUAAUAACUCCGUUUAAAAGAACGGCGUUAGGUAACGUCGUAAUUUAACUAAUUACCGUUUCCCUCGUUACAACGCCGUUACCGUUACUGUACGUUAAAUGGGGUGCGUCGUUACUAUGAAUUGAUUGAAUAAACUGCGUAAUCCGAACGCACCCCUGGCUCCAAACACAAACUGCUAGUGAGGAGACCGGGUGGGUUAACAACGAGAUAAGCGAUUACGAUUGGCUAAGGCGAGGUAGCCAAUCUGAGCCAGUGUUUUUACACACAAGCCAGGACACGCGCGCCACACGCACGCCAAACAGAUUCGAUGAAGCAGCAGAAAUGGCGAGUCCGGAGCAAUCCGAUGAAAAGUUGGCAUUUUCUUUAGUAUUCGGCAGAUGUUCCACAGCCUUUGCAAACAAGUAAAUUAAAAUGCAGUUGGAAGUAUAUCAGGGCCUUGAAUGGGCGGUUCAACCAUUUAACACAUUAAGGCCAAGUGAAAACUGCUCAGAAAAUCCAAAUUCUUUGACAUAUAGCAACUUUCUAUUUUACAGUAACGCAAAUAGUUACUUUCCCUGGCAACUAGUUACUUUUAUUAUACUGUAGAGUAAUUCAGUUACUAACUCAGUUACUUUUUGGAACAAGUAGUGAGUAACUAUAAGUAAUUACUUUUUUUAAAGUAAGGUUCCCAACACUGGCCUUUAGUUUGGAGACGCCACUCGCAGGCUUUGCACCAUUGCCUGCAGCGGAGUGAGGAGGAGAGUGGGACAGUGUGAGGUGGUUCAGUGCAGUCAAUACGCUGAUUAAGCUGACCUCUGUUUCCUCCUGUUGUCGGUGCCGACACGCCCCUACACUGUUGUUUUGAGACUUAACAGUAGAGGACCUCCCUUGGCCUAAAGGAAUGAGUUUCCAGACAGAACAGAUGAGCCAACAAUAAAUAAACCCUGGCGAUUUUAACAUUUCUAAAAUGAGGAAACAAAUUUAUAUUUGUCACACAAAGUAGUGUUUUGACAUGUACUGAAGUAUCAAUUGCUUAAAAAGCAGUUGGUUUGUGUUGCACACAGAAGCAAGCCGAACCCUGUGAAGCCCUGAGACAGGACAGAAACAAACUCUGUGCCUGAGGAGGCGAACCUUCAUUUAGACUUCGUUUUUUAAUUCAACCAUAUCCACGUGUGUCAAUAAACCUUAAUAGCCACAGUGCCAAAUGAACACUGUACACUAAACUAUUACCCUCAGUAAUACCACAUAGCACUCAUAACCAUGUUUUAAGUAGUGCUGUAUUUUUAAUAACCGCUUUUGUUUUACUUCAAAAGCUUUUUAUCAAUUUAGACCCACUGUAAAAUGAUAAUCGGACAAAUCAUAGUGUUAUACAUAAAACAUAACCCGUAAUAUCUAAAGUGCAAGAUCCGGUUUCAACAUGAAUAAUUAGUAUGAAGUGCUGUAGUACUAUACUGUAGUGCUAUAAAUAAACGUUUAGCUUUUUAGAAUGAAACACUUCUGUGCUUUGGUCAACCAUCAGAAAUGACAGAUUGAACCACUAUUCUGGUGUAAUCAUGUCUAUUGAAAUGACAAGCAUGUUUGUUUACUCAAAAAUGUAUAUUUUUUAAAUGUGUGCCACGUUAUUUUUGGAUAAGAAAUAUGAAUUUAAAUGAUUUCAAGUAUUUUUUUAUAGUUCAUGAAUUUCAGACAAAGUGUGAUUCCCUCUCCCCUUUUUUUUUUUUUAUUGUUCUGCUCUUUAAUAUCAUAGAAUUUUUGUAACUCAAUAACGUUGGUUGUUUUAUAAAUGACUAAAAGUAAAGUUAGGGCCCCCUGACUGCCAGAAGUAAAUCCCAUACAGAAUAUCCUCUGGAACUCUGCUGUGUAAUGAGACGACUGGAAGUCGUCUCUGAGCAGUUCACUCUGGAUCGAUGGCCCAAAAUACACUGCAGAGGGUAGACUCCUGGAGUCUCCAUCUUCAUACGAUUCUCGUUCUUGAGCUUGCCAAACAAUAUUGAUGCAAAAACGACAUGCAUUGAGUUGUUAUGUCUUUUUAUUAGUGUAUGUUUUGUUGCCAUUCAGAUAGCUGGGAUAUCAAGGGAUACAUCUUAGGAUAUAACCAUGAAGAUAACUGUUUGACAGCUUUUUCUACGCUAUGAAAAAGGGUACUUUGCUGCAGCAACUUUUUGUUUUGUUUCCAAAAGAACAAAUAGGAUAAUGUGGAAUUGAGUUCCUCUUCUAUUGGAUGUGUUUGAGCUGUAUUGGAUGUAUGUGUAAGGUUUUGUUUGUAUGACUUUGAGAUGAUGAAUGAGAGAACGAUUAAACCCUUUUGUAAGGCA